AUGCGCAGCUCAAAGCUCCGAAUCCCCUACACGGACAUCCUUGCGGCGCCGACAAUCAUCCCGGCGAGCGCAACCUCAAAGACCGGCGCCCUCGCCGCGCUGCGCAACUUCUUUGUAGCAACGAAUGCGGGGGCAUCGCCCACGGUCGUCCUGACGGGCGCGGGGAUAUCUGUGGCCAGCGGCCUCGCCGACUACCGGGGCACCAAGGGCACGUACCGCGUCAACAAGACAUAUCGGCCCAUCUACCAUCACGAGUUCCUCCAGAGCCACGAGGCCCGCAAGCGGUACUGGGCGCGCAGCUUCCUGGGCUGGACGACGCUGCACAAGGCGCGGCCCAAUGCCACACAUUUCGCGGUCAAGCACCUGGGCGAGCUGGGGCUCGUGGACACGGUCAUUACGCAGAAUGUAGAUUCCUUCCACCCAAAGGCGCACCCACAGCUACCUACGGUCGAGCUACACGGCUAUCUGAGGGCGACUACAUGUACGUCUUGCCACGAGGAGCUGCCUCGGGACGUCUUCCAGGAUGAGCUCGCCCGCCUCAACCCGGCCUGGGCGGCAUUCCUGCAGGAGAUUAUGGCCACGGGCGCGCUGGACACGGAAGACCCGGACGAGCGAAAGGCCAGGGGCAUGCGUGCCAACCCGGAUGGCGAUGUCGAUGUGCCCAAUGCCCCAUACACCACCUUCCGCUACCCGCCCUGCCCGCGGUGUCUGAGCAGCCCCCCCGUCCUGGCGGAUGGGAGUCGCGCGACGGUCGAGUCCGACGCCGAUGGUGGGUGGAAGACUACCAGCAAUGCAGGCAUCCUCAAGCCGGCGGUCACAAUGUUCGGGGAGAAUGUCCGGCCCGCAGCAAAAGCGGCCGCUGAGCAGGCGAUCGAGGACGCCGCCAGAGUCUUGGUGCUCGGCACGUCGCUUGCGACAUAUUCUGCGUGGCGCCUGGUCAAGAGGGCGCAGGACCGAGGCGUCCCGAUUGCGAUUGUCAAUCUUGGAGGAGUGAGAGGUGAGGAUGCAUUCUUCACAAACUUGGACCCGUCACAGAAUGGCGCGCAGGGUGUGAGGGUGGAGAUCCCGACCGACGAACUGCUCCCUGCGCUUGUCGAGGAGCUUCGGCUCUCGAGAAAAGAAGCAACUUUGGAGGACGGCCAUGACCACAGAGUAGAGGCCCAUGGAGCGUCUGUGUUCAAGGACAUGAUGUCGUGA
Messenger RNA from Microdochium trichocladiopsis, 1197 nucleotides. Its product is annotated as DHS-like NAD/FAD-binding domain-containing protein. Bases 1 to 1197 code for a protein of 398 amino acids. Lineage: Eukaryota; Fungi; Ascomycota; Sordariomycetes; Xylariales; Microdochiaceae. Gene Ontology annotation, molecular function: NAD+ binding. The transcript has 2 exons. The record is from RefSeq and is a predicted model, not a curated record.